AUGCCACAAAAAAAAAUUGGCGAGAAUAUUAGGUGUUCGUCCGGCCCUACAUACUUUAACUCUUCAGUUGAUAGAGAAACCAUUGAAAGACUAAAAAAUGCGGUUUUCAAACUCACUGAAGAGCUUGCUGAACAGAGAGAGGGCGCACAAGGAGGAGGAAACAUCAUCACAAAUCAGGAUGCUGCAGGAGCAGUUCAACUCUUUCAUUCAGACUGCAGGGAUUAUUCCUCUAUAUCCUGUGUAUGUGGAAGACCAUUGGGCUUACGAUUCGAUAUGAAAACAGGUGACCUAUAUAUUGCUCUUGCCUAUUUAGGACUCCAAGUUGUUGGACCAAAAGGCGGAUUAGCUACCCCAUUAGUGCAAAAAUUCGAAGGUAAACCUCUAAUCUUCACAAAUGAAGUUGAUAUUGAUGACCAUGACGAUGUGAUUUGCUUCACGGAUACAAGCACAAAGUACCAACGCAGGCAAUUUCUCGCCUUUUUUUCAAGUGGAGAUGCAACUGGCAGGCUAGUGAAAUAUGUUAAAGCAACAAAAAAAGUAACAGUUGCAUUAGGAGGCCUUGCUUUUGCAAAUGGUAUAGCUUUGAGUAAAGACAGGUCCGUUGUGCUAGUGGCUGAAAAUAGUAAUUUUAGAAUUUUAAGGUAUUGGCCUAAAGGCUCCCUUGCAAGAACACAUGAUACAUUUGCUGAGUUGCCAGGAUUUCCUGACAACAUCAGAAUAAAUUCGAAAGGGGAACUUUGGGUUGCUCUGCAAGCAAUAAGUUCAGUAUUGAGUAUUUCAGAUUCAGAAUCAGGAAAGCUCCCGUUCACCACGCAGCAAAUGGACGAAGGAAAUCUGCACCCUAAGGCGAUGAAGCUAAGUGAGGAAGGGCAAGUUUUGGAGGUUCUAGAAGAUGUUGAAGGCAAGAAGUUGAGGUCUAUUAGUCAAGUUGAGGAGAAAGAUGGCAAGUUGUGGUUUGGUUCUGUUGUGUUUCCCUUCUUGAGAGUUUAUGGAUUAUAAUUAUAUCAGUUAUCUAGAGACUGCCCUACGAGUAUGUUGCGAAUGGGUCUAGACUGUUGGGUUCAAAGUGCGAAGAA
Messenger RNA from Capsicum annuum, 1076 nucleotides. RefSeq names its product protein STRICTOSIDINE SYNTHASE-LIKE 10-like. The coding region runs from base 1 to 999 and encodes 332 amino acids. Gene Ontology annotation, molecular function: strictosidine synthase activity. The transcript has 2 exons. Lineage: Eukaryota; Viridiplantae; Streptophyta; Magnoliopsida; Solanales; Solanaceae. The record is from RefSeq and is a predicted model, not a curated record. Gene Ontology annotation, biological process: biosynthetic process.